AUGAGCCAGCAGUUCCACAGCUCCCAGCAGCACGGUCGGGGCGGUGGUCGCAAGAAAGAAGAUGAGAAUGACGCCUUGAUGCGCCUGCCCGAUAAAGAAAUUGCAGGCUGUAUCAACGAUAUUGGUAUCCCAUUCACAGCCGCCGAUCUGAUCAAGCCAAAUCCUCAGCAGGUCCAGAUGGUGCUCGAAUGGUUUGCGGAGCUUCUCAUGAACACCACCCACAACACUGUGGAACCAGCGAUGCGCGCAGCGGCGGAUGAUAUUUGCGGCGACUUCCCCGACAUUAUCCCUACUGAUACGCGGAACUUGAUGGGUUUCUUUGCCAAUUUGAGGAGACUAAUGGCGGAGUGUGGUGUAAAUGACUUUACGUUCACCGAUCUGACGAAACCCACGCACGAUCGCCUUGUCAAGAUAUUCUCAUACCUCAUCAACUUCGUCCGAUUCCGCGAGUCUCAAACGUCUGUUAUCGAUGAGCACUUUAACAAAACGGAGAAGACGAAGCAACGGAUUGACACACUCUAUGCUGAAAAUCAGGAAAUGGAGCAACGGCUUGGAGAAAUGCGCCGCGCCUUGAAGGCUAACGAGGCGGAAGUAAAGGAGAAGGUGAGGCGAAACGAUGAACUUAAGGCGCGCCUUCGAGAACUCGGUAAAACCCAGGAGCGGGUAGCGGAGACUCUGGAGCGAGUCAAAGCCGACAAAGGACGGCAGCAAAACCGAUUGAAGGAAAAGAUGGAAAGAGCUGUCAGAACCCGUCAAGAGGUCGAUAAGCUGCGGCCAUACGUAAUGGAGAGUCCUGCAAGCCUCCAGUCGAGCCUCGCCGAAUUGUCGGAAAAUCUUUUACGGGAGAAGGCCCGAAUUGAUGCCAUGGAGAAACGGGCACGAGCCUUGCAAACCUCAUCAGACACUUUUACUGUGGUCAGCAACGACGUCCAAGCAUGCGUUAAACUUCUUGAGGAUAUUUCGGCGGAGCUGCACAAAGAAGAAGACGAAGAGCAUCGCGCUUUGCGGAACAAGGAAGCGAUUUCCGAGAGAGGUAACAAUGUUAGGGAAGUGGAGCAGACGGAGAAGUUGCUCCAGCGGCAGUUAUCAAAGUGGAACGAGAGGAUAGAAGCACUGCGGAAUACCGCUCAUGAGAAGGCGCAAGCGGCUCAGAAGCGGAUGGAAGAGCUUCGGGCCUUGCAGGUACAGCUCCGGGACGAGCGGAACGAGAAACAACGUGACAUGGAGCGAAGGAGGAUUAGGAUUGAACAGACAGAGAAAAAGAUGGCCGACUUGAAAGAAAACAUUGAAAGCGAAAUCCAGAGUGCACAUGAUGAGUACCUCAAGCUUGAGUCUCAUAUCAAACUAUACAUCACGGAGAUGGAAAAGACUCGGGAGCUCACUCUCGAGGCAGCCCAGUCUGCCGCCAUGUCUCGAGGAACGGGUAUAGGCACGUCAUCUCGCGAUAUUAGCGUCGCCCACAUAAAAAAGCUCCUCGACUCGCGCAGUGACCGGGACGUUUUAGACGGACUGCGACGGAUCAUCUCUUUAAUGUACCGCUCCGAACCCUCUGUACCUUUCUUCUCCGCCGUCGUAAAAAAUGUGGCCAGUGCGAACCUCGAGGUCAAGAAGCUGGUUUAUAUAUACCUCGUCCACCAUGCGGAGACAGAGCCCGACCUUGCUCUCCUGUCUAUCAAUGCGAUUCAGAAAUCGCUCACGGAUCAGAACCCCCAGGCCCGCGCUAUGGCGCUGCGCACAAUGGCUAGCAUUAGGGUACCCGUCAUAAAUCAGAUUGUUUCGUUGGCCAUCAAACGUGGGUGCGGUGACAUGAGCCCGCAUGUCCGGAAAGCAGCUGCGCUUGCUAUCCCCAAGUGCUAUAGGCUGGACCCCAGCACGCAGCCACAACUCAUUGGGUAUAUCGCGACACUUCUAGGCGACAGCCAGUAUUUUGUUGCUGGUCCGGCAGUCUCUGCAUUCCUCGAGGUAUGUCCGGAUAGGAUCGAUUUGAUCCAUAAGCAUUACCGGAGCUUGGUCAAAAAGCUUGUGGAUAUGGAUGAAUGGGGACAACUGGCUACUUUGCGUCUUUUGACUUUCUACGCUCGCCAAUGCUUUCCUCUAAAGACACGAAAAGUGCAGAAGAAUCCGGCAAAAUCGAAGGGAUUCUACGACGAUGACGAUGUGGAAGCUGAUCAGGGUGGAGGGGAGACGUAUGAAGUCCCCAUUUUGGACCCAGAUUUGGAUCUCUUUCUGCGGUCAUGCAAACUGCUUUUGCAGAGUCGCAAUGCCGCUGUGAUCGUCGCCGUUGCUCGGUGUUUCCUCUACCUUGCUCCUGCAGAAUACCUUGCUGCGGCCAUUGGUCCUUUGGUUGCUCUGCUUCGAAGCCCCCAGGACAUGCAGCUUAUUGCGUUAUACAACAUCGUGGUCGUUGCACUACGAUACCCGAAGCCCUUCACAAAGUACCUUUCACAUUUCUUGGUGCAUGCGUCGGACCCGUCUCACAUCUGGCGCCUGAAGCUUGAAGCUCUUACUAUACUCUUCCCCCACUGCGGCGAUCACUUCAAGAGCUUGAUCAUCAGUGAGCUUGAACAUUUCGCUCAAGGCGCUGAUCCGGACUUGGUACGAGAGAGCGUACGUGCAUUGGGGCGCUGUGCACAAGGUGACCCUAGUACCGCUGACAAGUGCCUCCGUAUUCUACUCCACCAAAUCACAAGUCUGGAUGACAAUCUUGUGUCGGAGUCAUUGACUGUUAUUCGACAUCUUAUCCAACAUGAUCCAGGGUCGCAUGAGCGGACAGUCAUCCAGUUGGUUAAGCACCUCGGGCUGACCACGAACCCCGAUGCGAGGGCGACCAUUGUGUGGCUGGUAGGGGAGUACGCAGGGAUUGACCAGGAAAGAAAUUUUGCGCCAGACGUCCUGCGGGUCUUGGUACAAAAUUUUGCGGACGAGUCGGAGCCUGUAAAGCAGCAGAUCCUACUGUUAGGAGCAAAGGUGUAUCUUCACCAUAUAUUGCGGAAUCCUCCGAAGGAGAAGCCUGAACCAGAGGAGCCUCAAUCGAAACCGGAAACGCAGCAGCAGCUGAACAACGAGUGGGCAGGCGGCGAUGACGAGCAACAAAUCGAGCAGCAAAUCGAGACGAACGGUUUGGAUGAAGAACAGCAUGAGCUCGAGGAAGAAGAUGCAAUGACUCUUCUCUGGCGCUAUAUACUACUUCUUGCUAGAUACGACACGUCAUACGACCUGCGAGACCGUGCCCGACUAUACAAAGCUCUUCUCUCUUCCCCCUCAACAACUCAAAUUGCGAAUCUGCUUCUUCUCGCCCCAAAGCCGGUCCCGCAUGCACCUAGCCCAUCUGAAACCAGAAGAGACCUACUACUCGGCUCAUCAACGCUUGUUAUCGGGAAUGACGCUGGACUUCACGGUCUGCGAGGCUAUGAAAAUAUACCAAACUGGGUAGAAGCAGGACAGGAACCUGACCCCAGCCUACGCGAGUCGAAAACUAAACUCGAUAAGCCGACUACAACAGCUGCUGCUACUGCAGGCGAGCAGCUUGAUAGAGCACUUAGGGAGCAUGAAGCGAGCGUUGCUGCCUCAAGCCGGGCGCAAGUGAGUCAGAUAAAAAAGGCGGCUCCUGCUGCCAAGAACAAAACUCUGGACCAGUGGCUUGAUGAACCUGAAUCCGAGACGGAAGAAGAGACUGAGUACGAGGAAGUGACAGACUCCGAGGAGGAAGAUGAAGAGGGAUCUACCGAAUACGAAACAGACUCUGAAGAAGAGGAAGAGGACGAAGACGAAGAGGACACUGACUCUGAUGAGCGCGAACAAUCUCGGCAGCUUCUAGGUUAG
Molecule: messenger RNA, 3822 nt
Organism: Aspergillus mulundensis
Lineage: Eukaryota; Fungi; Ascomycota; Eurotiomycetes; Eurotiales; Aspergillaceae
Product: AP-3 complex subunit beta
Exons: 6
Coding region: 1-3822 (1273 amino acids)
Biological process (GO): vesicle-mediated transport; intracellular protein transport
Cellular component (GO): Ndc80 complex; membrane coat; kinetochore
Source: RefSeq, a predicted model, not a curated record